AUGGUUCGCUCAACCCUCUUGUCCGUGUCGGCCGCCUUGCUGCUCGCCGCCUCUGCUGCCGCUGGCGCAACGACCGCCUCCGCGACCCAUUGGGAGUUUGUCGAUGUAAAUCAGCCCCGAACUUUGGAGUUCCAGGUUGGCUGCGAGAAGGAACUGCGCGGCAUCUACGAGGAUCUGUCUAUCUACGCCGUUCCAGAAUCCUGCAGAGUCACUUCCAGUAUGCUCCCUGCCGAGCACAUCUACUCGCAACUGAUCGUUCUCGAGCGACAGGAGCUUGAGGGUGACACUGCCCAGGAUGUCCAGGACUGGAACAACGCUGUCCAGGACGCCGUUGCCGAUUUUGCCAUGCAUCCUUACACCGACUUUGCAGACGGAAACUCUGGCGCCCAGCUCCCCUACGCCAUCCCUCGUGGUCGUCGCAACUUCUGCCGCUUCGCCAUUAUUGAUCUCCCAGAGAGUCAUCCCAAGUACCGCGUCCUGGUGGGCUCCAAUUGCGCCGUAAAUGAGACCCCGUACCUCAUGGACAUCCUACCAUCCAACACGGAGAUUCUGCCUGUCAGGACCCAAGGCUUUGUUGCGCCAUUGGCGAGACUUCCAGCGGAUCACCCCAUUGUGGUCAAGUCCAAGAAUCUGAAACAUCGCAAGGCGCUUCAGUCGCUUGUUGACCAGGUCGACGUCAAGACCCUUGAGAAGGACGUAACCUGGUUGUCAGGUGAGGCUCCCGGUAGUCCCUUUAUCACCCGUAGCUCUACCUCCAAGCAGAGCCAUGAGGUGGCUGCGUGGCUCAAGUCGCAAUUCGAGAGCUAUGGCUGCCACACCGUUGAGCUGAUGCUGUACCAAUCUCGCUUUGGGCCCAAUGUUAUCUGCACCUUCAAGGGAACUGAGCACCCCGACGAGCAUGUCAUUAUUGGAGCACAUCACGACAGUCGUGGCUCUUUCUUGAAUCCCAGGGCUCCUGGAGCAGAUGACGAUGGCUCGGGUUCGAGUAUGCUGCUUCAGGUGGCGCGCAUUAUCAAGGCCAACAACGUCUCGUUCGGCCGUACCUUUGUUAUUGCCGCAUUCUCAGGAGAAGAACAAGGAUUGUUUGGCUCUGCUGCUUUGGCCAAGAAGCUGAAGGAGGCAAGAACAACGAUCACGAUGAUGAUCCAGGGAGACAUGUUGGCGUACAGAAAGCCGGGUGAGCCUAUCCAGGUCGCAUUCCCUGCCCGCUACCACACUCCCGAGCUCAGCUCGCUGUUGCGCAACGUGACGGAGCUGUAUGUGCCCGAUGCAGUGGUUGGCACAACCGGCGCAUGCUGCUCUGACCACCAGUCUUUCUGGGAGAAUGGCUUCCCGGCAACGGCGUUCUUUGAGAGAAACGGACCGAUUGCGGACCCUAAAUACCACAACUCGGGCGAUCUGGUCUACAGGGAGGGCUAUGACUUUGGGCAAUUGAGUGCGUCGACCAAGGCCAUGCUCGCAUCCGUCUUUGAGGUCGCCGAUGCUAAGGUGAACGCACCGGAUGCGUAA
Molecule: messenger RNA, 1509 nt
Organism: Gamsiella multidivaricata
Lineage: Eukaryota; Fungi; Mortierellomycota; Mortierellomycetes; Mortierellales; Mortierellaceae
Exons: 5
Coding region: 1-1509 (502 amino acids)
Biological process (GO): proteolysis
Molecular function (GO): metalloexopeptidase activity
Source: RefSeq, a predicted model, not a curated record